CAGAGGAAAAGCUUUUUUGAAUGUGUUAAUGGAAGUGAAAGUAUUUUGGAGGCGCUGGGUCUUGUCUUGGUUAACUGUGAAUCUCUGGGUGUAGGGAGGGCCUGUCCCAGUCUUCCAGGCCGGGAAAGGUAAUCGGCGCUGAACGUGCACUUCUCUGCGGGAGAGCCAGACGGCGUCCGCGGCGGACCUGAAGGGGAAGCCAACCGUAAGGCAGUGUGACCGCGGCCGGAUCUUUGGGCCGCUACCUGAUGUACUAUGCUUUCUUGUGAUAUUUGUGGUGAAACAGUAACCUCAGAACCAGACAUGAAGGCUCACCUCCUAAUUGUUCACAUGGAAAAUGAAGUUAUAUGUCCAUUUUGCAAGUUGUCAGGCGUGAAUUAUGAUGAAAUGUGUUUUCAUAUUGAAACUGCUCAUUUUGAGCAAAAUGAACUAGAAAGAAGCUUUGAGAGGAUCAAUACAAUACCGAUUAGAACUUCAGAUAACAGGAAAGACACCUUACAGUGUAGAAUGGAAGUUAAUUCUAGUGUCCAUUCAGCUUGUGCAUCUAAUCAUCCAAAAAUUUCAGCUCAAAGCCUGCCUAAUGAUGGUACUUUAAAACAUAAAGCCUUUUAUUCGGAGAACUUAACUGAAUCUAGAAAAUUCCUUAAAAGUAAGGAAAAAGAGUGUGACCCAUCUAAAAUAAAAAGAUCAAUUUAUGAAACAACGUAUAGUCCUCCCGAAUGUCCGUUCUGCGGAAGAAUAGAAGAUUGUAGUCAAGAUAUGGAAAAUCAUGUGAAAACAAAGCAUGCUGAUCUUUUAGACACUCCAUCAGAAGCCAGUGCUCCUGGAUUAAGUUCUGAAAAUGGUCCAGUUGUAAGGCAGAGAUCUAUUUGGAUUCCACCAGAGGUAUGUUCCUUGAUUGGCUGCUGCAGGAUGAGGCACAUUUUCUGGGACCCAUGUCAACUACCUGCUAGUCAUCAAGACCAUGAUCAACCACUGUAUGACUGCCCUAUGUGUGGGCUCAUCUGUACAAAUUACCAUAUUCUCCAGGAACAUGUUGACUUACAUUUGGAAGAAAGCAACUUUGGACAAGUGGCAUUGAUCAUUGUGGUGCCUUAGAAGUAGGAUUCUGUGAGUUUCAGAGUCCCAUUGAAACAAUAUAAAGUAGACCCUAAGAGA
Molecule: messenger RNA, 1158 nt
Organism: Leptonychotes weddellii (Weddell seal)
Lineage: Eukaryota; Metazoa; Chordata; Mammalia; Carnivora; Phocidae
Source: RefSeq, a predicted model, not a curated record